Messenger RNA from Pogonomyrmex barbatus (red harvester ant), 1408 nucleotides. Its product is annotated as odorant receptor 49b-like. The record is from RefSeq and is a predicted model, not a curated record. Gene Ontology annotation, molecular function: olfactory receptor activity; odorant binding. Gene Ontology annotation, biological process: detection of chemical stimulus involved in sensory perception of smell; sensory perception of smell. Gene Ontology annotation, cellular component: plasma membrane. NCBI's taxonomy places the organism in Eukaryota, Metazoa, Arthropoda, Insecta, Hymenoptera, Formicidae.
AUUGUAACAUUUAUAUUAUGCAUGAGCUAUCCAGGUCCUUGAACCAUCCUCUAUACCAAAGGGAUGGAAUCUUAGGUAAAAUAAGUCAGAAACGAAUUACCUGCACAAGGCUGGAGACAAAAGAUUAUUUAUGACUAAAACCGUGAACGUUGAGUGGAAUCAAUAUUAUAGUGUCAUGAAGAAAUUAUCGUCCUUAUCCGGUCAAUGGCCUUAUCAGAAACCAAUAACGAGAUUGUUCUGUGUGAUCCUGCUAACAUUGAGUACUAUUUCCAUGAUUAUUCCUCAGAUAGCCAAGUUUGUUACAUGUAAUGGAAAUUUGCAAUGUAUCUUUGAAACUAUGACAUCCUACAUGUUGACAACUGUAACACUGGUGAAAUUAUAUACAUGUUACUUUAACCAAUAUAAAAUAAAAGUUCUUGUUGAUCAGUUAUUCGUUGACUGGGACGAAUUGCAAACACCAGAGGAAUACGAAAUUAUGAAGAAGUAUGCCAAAAAUGGCAGACGGUACUCUUUAGGAUACUCGGUGUAUUGCUAUAUGGCUGUGUAUACAUUUAUGUCCCUGUCCCUCAUACCGCAAGUGUUGGAUGUCGUCUUACCUCUUAACGAAUCCCGCCCCAUAUUACCAACAUAUCCAGGAUAUUAUUUUAUUGACGAGAGGAAAUAUUUUUUCUAUAUUUUCUCGCAUGCUAUCAUGGCUUGGGAAAUCGCUAUGACGGGGAUAGUCACGCACGACUGCAUGCUCCUAACUUACAUUGAGCAUGUCUGCAGCAUUUUCGCCCUGGUCGGAUUUCGCUUUGAACGAUUAACGAAUAAAUAUAAUGACUAUCAAACUAUUAAAGUUUUACAUCCUCGUGCAAGUGAUACGUAUCAUGAACGAAUUGCAUUUUCCGUAUACACGCAUCGAAAAGCUUUAAAGUUCGCUCAAUUGAUCGAAGAUACAUUUUCGUUAACGUUGGCUAUACAAAUAAUGCUAAAUACGAUAAUGAUCAGUAUUACUUUGUUACAAAUGACGCAGAAUGAAGCUGGUAUUUUAGAAGUGAUAAGAUACGCGAUGUAUGUCAUUGGUCAAUUGAUCCAUCUAUUUUGCCUCAGUUUUGAAGGACAAAAACUGAUAGAUCACAGUCUACAAACUCGAGAUAAAAUCUAUAAUAGUCUUUGGUACGAAGCACCCGCGAAAUCGCAAAAGAUGCUUCUGUUCGUAAUGCAAAAGAGUCUUCGACCAAUUUCCUUAAGCGCUGGCAAGAUUUAUAUUUUUUCGAUGGAGAACUUCACUACGAUUGUGCAAACUUCAAUGUCAUACUUUACCGUACUUGCGUCUUUGGAAUAAAUAAGCAACAGUCAUUGUCCGGAUAUCAAUUCUACUUGGACUGGCUAUUCACAAAAUCAUAAUUUUUAUGAUGUUAAAGUU